CUGCGCAUGCAGCCUGCUGCCCGAUAACCUAAGCCCAGCCCCGGCGCAGACCCUAACUCAGCCCGCUCCCCCUCCCCCCCAGCUGACACAGUAACCCGAAACCCGGGCGGGCGCGGAGUUCCAGCGUCCUCCGGCAGCAGGAGCAGCUGGCGAAGGGAGGGGACAGGGAGGAGUGGAAGAGGGAGAAGAGGAGCGGGGUGCUCCCGCCUGGCUCCAGCACUUAGGCGGCUGGGUCUCAGUCGAGCGCAGGGCCCGGUGAGCGGAGCAGCCAUGAACAGGCUGGGGCGGAAGGACAAUGAGACCCUCAUAGAGAUGUCGCUGGCCACGGAUGAUAAUAUUGCAGUUCUCACCAAGUUCAAGCCAUCAAGGUCAGCAGGGGAAGAUAGCAAUGGACCUUUGUGUGAAACUAUUUCAAACACAGAAUCAGAACUUCCAAGCAACUCUGAGGGCCUAAGCAGCACUGAGACUUCUUUACUCAUCCCUGAUCAUCAAGUGACAGGAAGGAGAUACAAUCUGUUCCUGAAGCGACGUCUCAGGAUUAACAAGAGACACCAAAGCAAAGAUUCUGUUUUCUUCAGGGAUGGUGUCCGACGAAUUGACUUUGUACUUUCUUAUCUGGAUGAUCCAAAUAAAGAAGAGGAAAAGAAGGCGGAAAGAAGGCGAGAAUUUGAGAAGAAUCUACAAAAGGCUGGUCUGGAACUAGAAACAGAAGACAAAAAGGAAUCUGAAGAUGGCAAAACUUAUUUUGUGAAGAUCCAUGCCCCAUGGGAGGUUCUGAUCACAUAUGCUGAAGUGCUGAACAUUAAAGCACCCAUCAAGGAAAAUGAUAUUCCCCCUACUGUAGAGAACCCAUUGGACUGUAUGCUUGGACCAUUUAGACUACCGGAGAAGGUGAUGCACCCUGAACCAGACUACUUCACGGCACCCUUCAGCAAAAGUAGGCAGGAGCUCUACCUCAUUGACAAUGAGAACACCUUCUUCUCACCAUCCAGGAGAAACAGAAUAGUGUACUAUAUCCUAACACGGUGCCCCUAUGGAACAGAAGAAGGGAAGAAAAAGUUUGGAAUUAAAAGAUUGUUAAGUAAUGGCACCUACACAGCUGCUUACCCUCUCCAUGAUUGCCAAUACUGGAAGAAGGCAAAUGAUCCAAACUGUGACAAUGAGAGAUACACAUUGUACAUGGAAUGGGCCAGGUUUUUACGGUUUUACAAGGAGCAGCCUUUGGAUCUCAUUAGGAAGUACUAUGGAGAGAAGAUUGGAAUCUAUUUUGCCUGGCUGGGUUUCUACACAGAAAUGCUGUUCUUUGCAGCAGUGGUUGGCUUAAUCUGUUUUCUCUAUGGUUUGUUUACAAUGGAUGAAAAUAUGAGCAGCACAGAAAUCUGUGCCCCUGCAAUUGGAGGAGAGAUCAUCAUGUGUCCUCUUUGUGAUGAGAAGUGUGAGUACUGGAAGCUAAACACCACAUGUGAAUCCUCAAAGUACUCCCAUUUGUUUGAUAACGUGGCAACACUUUUUUUUGCAAUUUUCAUGGGCAUAUGGGUAACACUUUUCUUGGAGUUUUGGAAGCGGCGACAAGCUAGACUCAAAUACGAAUGGGAUUUGGUUGAUUUUGAAGAGGAACAGCAACAGCUCCAGCUGAGGCCAGAAUAUGAAGCCAAAUGUACCCGCAAGAAAAAGAAUCCAGUGACUCAGGAGAUGGAGCCUUAUUUGCCUCUAACUAGCCAGGCUGUACGGUUCUGCAUCUCAGGAACUACAGUGUUGUUCUGGAUCUCUCUGAUCAUAGCAAGUAUGAUAGCUGUGAUAGUGUACCGUCUUGCAGUCUAUGCUGCCUUUGCCAGCAUCAUGGAGAAUACACAAACUCUGCAACCCAUCAGUGGAUUACUGACCCCACAGCUGGCAACUUCAGUCACUGCAUCAUGCCUGAACUUUGUCAUCAUCAUGAUACUGAAUUUCUUAUAUGAGAAAAUAGCUGUCUGGAUCACUGAUAUGGAGAUCCCAAGAACUCACCUGGAGUAUGAGAACAGACUCACUAUGAAGAUGUUCCUGUUCCAGUUUGUCAACUACUACUCAUCCUGCUUCUAUGUGGCUUUCUUCAAAGGGAAAUUUGUGGGAUACCCUGGCACAUAUACAUACAUGUUUAGUCGCUGGAGAAACGAAGAGUGUGAUCCUGCAGGCUGCCUGAUUGAACUGACAACACAGCUCACCAUAGUUAUGGCCGGCAAACAGAUUUGGGGAAAUAUACAAGAGGCCAUUGUACCCUGGAUUUGGAAUUGGUGGGGACGCAGGAAAGCCAGAUGUAAUCCAGAGAAUUUAUAUAGUCGCUGGGAGCAGGAUCAUGAUCUGCAGAGCUUUGGAGCCUUGGGGCUAUUCUAUGAAUAUCUAGAAAUGGUCAUUCAGUUCGGAUUUAUUACUCUGUUUGUGGCCUCUUUUCCACUGGCUCCCCUUCUUGCACUGAUGAAUAAUAUCUUGGAGAUUCGAGUAGAUUCCUGGAAGCUUACCACUCAGUUCAGGAGGCCUGUUGCUGCCAAAGCCCACAGUAUAGGAGUUUGGCAAGAAAUUCUAAAUGGAAUGGCCAUCUUGUCUGUUGUCACUAACGCCUUUAUUGUAGCCUUCACAUCUGAUAUGAUCCCUCGUUUAGUUUACUACUAUGCCUAUUUUACAAAUGAAGAUUCACCCAUGUCUGGAUACAUUAACAACAGUCUAUCUGUGUUCCAAGUCUCAGAUUUUCUAGAGGGAAAAAGGCCUGAAAAUAAUCCAGAGAACUUUCUCACAUGCAGGUACAGAGACUAUCGAUAUCCACCAGGCCACGAGAAGAAAUAUUUACACACUAUGCAGUUUUGGCACAUUCUUGCUGCAAAAAUGGCCUUUAUCAUUAUAAUGGAGCAUAUUGUGUUCAUUGUCAAAUUCUUUGUGGCCUGGAUGAUUCCAGACGUUCCAGCAGAGGUGAAAGCCAGAAUAAAACGUGAAAAGUUCUUAACUCAAAAAAUCCUGCAUGAAUAUGAACUCAAUAAGCUGAAGCAGAAACUGUGUGAAUGCAAGACGUCUGAAAACAUGGAAAAGGAAGUAAUUGCCACAGAAGGAAAAGUGGAGUUAUCCCAGGCAAUGUAGCUGGAGGGGCUAUCCAAUUUUAGUCCCUGAAACUCUAGUCCUUAUUUAUCUGUGAUCUGCUCAGUAUGCAGUAUGUUGAAAGCCAUAUGAUAGUUUUAACCCUUUGCUUUCAGUCCAAAGAUUUUAAACAUUUGCUUUUCUAAAAGACACAUGUUACUGAGUAUUGUAGGCUUGGUAAAUACUAUUUCUCAAUUUCCCUGUUUUGUAGCUGUUUUGUAGCUACCCAUCGGUCUGGACAAUGGAUAAAUCUCAUGGGUCUAAACAUCAAUAUAUUAUUUGGAAAUCCUGUGACACUGAUUCCCAGCGUAGGGGUUGUGACUCUCCCCAAGAGGUUGUGAUCAGGUGUAUGAGGGUCAUGACUACCCUGAGCUUCCCAUACUUCUAAAUGGGAGAAGGAAGGGCAGUACCAACUAGCUCCCAGCUAGAUGGCAAGGUAUGUACUGGACAGCUCCUGCUACGGAGAAGAUUGAGAAUGAGUGUUUAGAACAUCACAACGUAAUUAGCUAACAUUGGAGGCAGAAUGAUAUUUUUUUGUAUCCACUACAUUUCAUAUAUAAUAUUUGUUCACGGGCUUGCAACUUGUAUUCCUUUUUUUAGGAAGAUGUGUUUUAAAGAUAUAUUGACUUAAUUCUACUUUGGAUUUUUUAAGGCUCAGAAUUGAGAGAGGCUAAAUAACUAAAGAUAUCCUAUCUCCUAGAACUGGAAGAGACCUUGAAAGGUCAUUGAGUCUAGCCCCCUGCCUUCACUAGCAGGACCAAGUACUGAUUUUGCCCCAGAUCCCUAAGUGGCCCUUUCAAGGAUUGAACUCACAACCCAGCAUUUAACAGGCCAAUGCUCAAACCACUGAGCUAUCCCUCCCCAUUGAGAAGCUAUCCCUCGUAAUGAAGAAAAAGAAUAGUUUAAUUUAUUUUCAAUUUUUUACUCUGAAUAAUCCUCAUCUGCUAAAGAGUUUCCUCAUAAUAAAGUUUAGACAUUGAAAGUUUGUGGAAUAAUCUGCUAGUUACAGUACUUUUGCCAGGGUUUGAUAGUUUAGUUUAGAUUACAUUAUUUAAGGAAACUUAGCUGUUUUAGUUCUUAACUCUACAAGACAUCAUUUGAAAAACUAUACUAAGUUAGUAGGGGUCUGCCCCGUCAUAUGAUUUCUGAUUAUGCACAUGUUAUCUCUGAGAAUGACAACAAAGGGAUAAAAUGGUUUGAACCGCCUAGUCAGAAAUUCUUCAGGAAUUAACCACAGGGCUGUGAAUUUUGAACAGACCCCAGUGUGGGGUAGCUGGACUGUAAUACAAAUUGAUCUAUAUAUGUCAUUGUGUUUGUAUGUGAAUGUGAUUAUAAAGCGAUAAAGUGAAGUAUUCUUAAUAUUUUAAAAAUGCCAAGCAAUGUACAUUUAUGUAGCCAUUGUCCUGAUAGUAGGAACCCUUGAAUUUUUUUGUUUUUAAUCUUGCCAUGAAGAAACCUUUUUUAUUUUGUCAUGGGGCUGUCUGCAAAGGUAUGAAGUAUAUUACUUGUCAGCUAUUUGUGCAAGAUAGCUACAAGCUGUUUAUGAGCACUGCCCUUGCUGUAUAAUUCUAAUUACAAAGAUUUUACUGAUUUUACUAUAUUUUAAAGACAUAUCAACCUUACAAUGCUUAGUGCCUUGUUUAUAUGCAUUUUACACAAGAUGUGAAAAUGCUAGCUGUAUAAUUAAAUUAUAUAGCAUAUCUUAAAAGUGAACCUGCAGGCAUCAUGAAACUUUGAACCUCCAUAUGGCAGUGCAUAAUGUUGGCUUAGCAAUGACUACAUAUGCAAACUUCAGUUUGUCAGUGCUAUGCAAAAGAGUGGAAAGCACUGUGAAGUGGACUGCGAGCUGAAGACGCAAUGGAUUUGCUGUAUCCUCCCAAAAUGUAGUAUGCUAGAUAGUGAUAUUUGGAAUUUUAGUAUAUCUGCACUUUGAAAGUUAUAGUUACUCAAAUGUACCAGACCAAAACCCCCAUCAUCUAUUUUGCCUUUCAGCUAAAGCACUCAUAGUUUACUAAAUCCACAAGUUUUCGGUUCCACUUUUGGUUUUAGCAGAGCAAACUUGUGAAUCAGAAAAAGAAUAUAAUAAAUACCUGGCUAAUUAGCUGAUUAUUAUAACAGAGUUUUAAAUCUGUGUCUUGGGCAGAACUAACAUUACUGGUAGAAUUUCUAAUGAUAAAAUGUUUACCUCGAAUGAACAUCACAUGAUUCUCCUACCGGCCAGGAAGGUUAAGAAGAUGUACAUCUCUUUCCAUUGUAAUUUAGCAAGGUGUGCUUUAAGAGCAGAGUGGCAACUGACCACAUUUGAUGACUGAAUACUCACUUGGCUUUCUUAGACAGGCUUCCCAGAAUCUUUAUUGACGUGGAUGUCCCCAGGGCUAUUUGGUUAAAUCUGUAACAUUGGCGAUUAGUAUAUGUGGUGAGCUGAGAUUGCGCGGUAACAUUGAUGUAACUUUAAAAACUCUGAUUCAUUGUAGAAAUGCAUGUAUAGCUAAGAUUAGUCUGCUGCUUAAGAGCGUAUGUUAUAUUAUGAAGUGCAAUAAGCCAAAGAUUCAUUACAAUUGCUGUAAUUCUGUAUACUCUGCCCAACCAUAGUAAACGAUACAAGCACUUUGCUGCUUUUUACACAUAUUUUACAAAUACUGUAAAUUAAAUGGAGAACGUGCAGUUUUCAUAUUAUUAUCAUGUUUAAAUUAUUUUCAUAAUUUUGUUACUGUUAGCAACUGGCAAAGCAUGUGUAAAGUAGUAAGGUGAAAAGAUACAACAUGGUAAUGUAACCUCUGAACAAGAUGCACAAAAGGUCUGCUUUCAAGUUAAAAAUCAGUAAACUCAGUAUCUGAUGUUGUAUUAAUGCAGAUUUAAGAGAAUGUCAAUUACUCCAAGUCUUCGUAGUUUAAAAAAAAAAAGUCUUAGUUUGCCACACUUGAAAAGUUUCCAGCAGUGUAGUUGUGUUGGCAAUGGACAAUGCAUCUUAAAAAACAAGAAGGAGAGAAACAAAUAACUUAAAGAUAAGGAUGCAGCACUGAUGUGCAGAAGCACCAGGUAGUAAAACAAUGAAGCUGAUUUAACAUGUGGCCCCAUUUCUUACUUCUAGUUCAUUUUCGGAGAGCACUUAUUAUGUAAUCUUAUACUCUAGGAACAUUGGGUUGUUUUCUUCACAUACUAUAGUAUAUAUUGAAAAGUGAAAAACUCUGGGAUCAGCUUUAAACAUACACAUAUUUUACACUUUAAAGCAUCACUUUUUGGCGUGCACAAAAAACUAUUUAAAAGAGUAAAUUAUCAUGAAAUUAACAGCUAAAGAUACAUAAGAACAGGUCGGUUUAAGCUGUCUCAGAAUUUAACUAUUUACCUUUUCUUUGUUAGUGGCUAAGCAUUGUUUCAACAAACUUUUAUUAGCAUAACUAGGGUUAUAGCCUUUCACAGAUUAUAUUUUUUUUCCUGAAAGGUAUUGCAAAGUGGCAAAAAUAAAAGCCAUACUGGGAAUCUGAAAGUAUUAAAUAUUCUGUGUUAGGUUUUUGUACAUUUGAAUACCUAGUUUUGAUGUUGAACAUUAAUUCUGAACGUACAAAAUACACACAUGACUUAGCCAAAAGGCCAAGAACUAUAACUGUAUAUAUGUCUCUAAAAGUGUCCUUUAACCACAGUGAAACGAGUUCGGUGUUGUAGCUACUGUAACUUUUUGGCAACAGUGGAUUGCUUCAAUAGAAUUAGUAAAUGAAGAAGAUUAUUGGCUUUUAAGUAUAAAGAGUAAUCCGAUCAGGGAAUUUUUUCCCCAAUAUAGUGGUGAUAUUUGUGCUAUAGAAAGAUUUAACAUGCGAUGAUAUAAGCAAAUGACCAGGAAAUAAGCGUUCAACCACAAAACACUAUACUGUUUUUCUAGCAAAUUUAUUACUGUGGUUUAUCUUUUUUAUGUUAAUUGUUUAAUGUUGCCAGUUUCAGACUGCAGGAGAAAGUGGCAGGGAAGGAUAGAUUUUCUUACUGAGCUGUUUGCCUCUUUUGCUUCCAACUGAUAUUGUCAUGUAAAUGGACUGGUAUUUUUGACUGUUAAGUAUCGUACUGAUGUAUAUGAUUCACUAAUCCUGGGAUAAUUUUUUAAACAUUGCAUUAAACUAGCCUAUGUGUACAAUACUGAGAUUUAAAAUGCAUUGGUGAAUAAAGCAAUGUUUAUUUUUUAA
Messenger RNA from Malaclemys terrapin pileata, 7274 nucleotides. It is a transcript of the gene ANO5, whose product is annotated as anoctamin 5. The record is from RefSeq and is a predicted model, not a curated record. The transcript has 23 exons. The coding region runs from base 271 to 3105 and encodes 944 amino acids. NCBI's taxonomy places the organism in Eukaryota, Metazoa, Chordata, Testudines, Emydidae. Gene Ontology annotation, cellular component: plasma membrane. Gene Ontology annotation, molecular function: protein dimerization activity; chloride channel activity. Gene Ontology annotation, biological process: chloride transmembrane transport.